AUGUCGCCACAAGACAAAUCAACACCCUCUCGCCACUUUGCCAGACCCCGACGAGCUUCUCCUAAGCCUUCUUCAAACAUGCUUGAAGGCUGCAGCAUCUAUCUAUCUCUGACAUGGGCGUCAAACUUCUCUCAACUUCGCUCGCCACUUGGGUCGACGGGCACCUCCAAAUUCGCAACAUGCAUGACGAGCAAAUGCUUACAAGUUUCUUCUACAGGUGACUCAAAGAAGGGUGCCAACCUCUUCAAGACCAGAUGUGCUCAAUGCCACACUCUCGCUGAGGGCGAGCCAAACAAGAUCGGACCUAACCUUCACGCUCUUUUCGGACGUCAAACUGGUUCCGUUGAAGGCUACUCAUAUACCGAUGCCAACAAGCAAAAGGCUAUUACCUGGGGCGAGGACACACUUGUUGAAUAUCUUGAGAACCCAAAGAAAUAUAUUCCAGGAACCAAGAUGGCUUUCGGUGGAUUAAAGAAGGAAAAGGACAGGAAUGAUUUAGUCCAGUACUUGAAGGAGGCUACCGCAUAG
Messenger RNA from Sclerotinia borealis F-4128, 528 nucleotides. NCBI's taxonomy places the organism in Eukaryota, Fungi, Ascomycota, Leotiomycetes, Helotiales, Sclerotiniaceae. The record is from the annotation of a GenBank genome assembly.